AUGAUGUUUUUCUGGGUUUUAAGCUUGACUUUUUGGAACACAAGCUCAGCCCAAAGGCCACGGCACGGAAGGGCCUUCGUAAAGUACCACGAGAUGCUUGCUUACGACCGAGAUGCUUUGGAGGAAAGGCACCAGAAAGUGAGGAAGGCAGAAGCAAGAUCAGUCCUGCUUGAAUUCCAGGCUUAUCAGAGGCUGUUCAGGCUGAGGCUAUGGAGAGACACCAGUAUUUUUGCGAGAGGCUUUCAGCUCAUGAAGAAGGAUUUCUCAGUCCCGACGGACGUCUCCUUCAUUUACUCUGGUGACCUGCAAGGCGAGCCGGGUUCCUUCUGCCACGGAUCCAUCAUCGAUGGCCUUUUCGAAGGGUUUAUCCAAACAUGGAAUGGCACCUAUUACGUCGAAUCAGCUGGGGCACCUGAUGCCAACCAGACUUCUCCGGCACAUUCGUUCAUCCACCAUGACAAAGACUUAGACUACAGACUUUGGGGAGAUUCUGAAUCGGCAUCUUUGGCCAAGAAAAUACACCGACAGUUGCAAGAUUCCCAACGGGUGCUAACCGGAAAGGCUGUCCCCUUGCAAAGGUCGAAGAGAAGCCUGGAUUAUGCCAAGACCUCUUGCCUCCUCCACCUCCGAGCGGACCAUCUUUUCUACCAAAGAUUCGGCUCAGUAGAAACAGUGAUUGCCCAGAUUGCCAGCUAUGUAAAAGCAGUGAAUGCCAUCUAUGAAGGGGUGGAAUUUGAUGGCAUCCGGAGCGUUGACUUCAAAGUCAAGACGAUCAGCGUCAUAGAAGAGGAAGACCCUUCCCUGUCUCCUUUCAUCGGUCCAGAGAUGCUUCUUAUGCUUCACUCCGAAUCCAACUGGAACCGCUACUGCCUGUCCUUCCUUCUCACUGACCGGGAUUACAGUGGCAUUUUGGGCAUUGCUUUUAACGGGCAACCAGGGGACUCUGGAGGAAUCUGUUCGAAGCACCAGCAUUUCCAGGGGAAAGAGGCGUCCCUGAACACAGGAUUGAUCACACUUCAGAAAUACGGGCAGCUUCUGCCUCCGAGGAUGAUCCACGUCACAUUGGCCCAUGAGCUUGGACACAGCCUGGGAGCUUAUCACGACGAGAGCAAAGAGUGUUCCCGUUUCGACAUCGACACCACAAAUGGAAAGUAUCUGAUGUUUGGCUAUGCCACGGACGGAGGAGAAUCCAACAACGACAAAUUCUCCCCUUGCAGUGUAGCCUACAUUGCAGACAUCCUGCGGCUCAAGAAAGACCUCUGCUUUGUUGAAACGGACCGUCCCAUCUGCGGGAACCGGAUUGUGGAUCCAGGAGAAGAAUGCGAUGUGGGCAGCGAAGAAGCCGAUCCCUGCUGCUAUGGUGCUGGGGAACCAAAUGGGAUCCGUUGCCGAUUGAAACCUGGAUCUCUCUGCAGCCCCAGCCAAGGACUCUGCUGCAGCCAUGAAUGCAUCCCCAAACCCCAAGGAGAGACCUGCCAGGAGGAGACCGAGUGCUCUUUCCAAAGUCUGUGCUCCGGGUUGGUGGUGGAGUGUCCGGCACCGCGUCCGAAGUCCAACUUCACCGUCUGCGGCAGGCAGUCCCGAGUGUGUUUGGACGGGCUUUGCGUGGGUUCCCUCUGCAUCCAGCAUGGGCUGGAACAGUGCGACUGCGUUUCCGCUUCCCCACGGGAGAGGUGCCAACUCUGUUGCCAGCUGCCAGGGCAGCCUGAAACCUGCGCAAGUACCACUUCUCUCCGCUGGGAUCAUUUCUUCAAUGGCUCCGAAAUCCCCUUGAUCCCUGGAUCACCCUGCGGGGACAAGACUGGUUAUUGCGACAAAUUCCAUGUCUGCAGAUUUGUCGACGAAGACGGUCCCAUUGCCCGGGUGAAGAAUUUCAUCUUGGACUUCAUCGAGAUGGAAGACAUUGCCACCUGGAUGAAGACCCGCUGGUGGGCCAUACUCCUCGUGGUUUUGACCCUAGCCGCCAUGAUGUCCGGCACGGUCUUCCUCUUUGGACGGACGGUUGACACUGGAACAGAAGAAAGGCCAGCGAAGGAGUCCAAGGAGAAGAGGAUCCCAUCGGUCAACCUGCCUCUGGAGCAAAGGCAUUCCUUCUUCUACUGGGAACAUGAAGAAAUCUACAUCGAAGCCAUGCGCCAGGAAUACGAAACCAUCAUCUAAUGUGCCAAUCCAGGUCAUAUUAAUACUAGAUUAGUUGGAUUGUUUUAAUGCCUGCUUUUGUAUGUCUUUACAAUUGCAUCGUUCAUUUGCAAAGGAGCUUUGUAUCCCAAUUGUUGGGGGGAAGCGGAAUAUAAAUAUAACAACAACCUUGACCCUUUCUGUCCACCAAGUUUUUCCUCAACUGUCUUUCACCCUUUGGACAGUUUGCAGCAAUGGAAAGACAAAGAGGGAAAGCAGGAGGAGAGGAAAAACCGGGACAUUUUAAAAGCAGCUGAAAAAUUGGGACAACAGAGAAUUAAUUUUCAGUGGCUGAAACCUUCCCAGAGAGGUUAAA
Messenger RNA from Sceloporus undulatus (fence lizard), 2494 nucleotides. Its product is annotated as disintegrin and metalloproteinase domain-containing protein 10-like. Gene Ontology annotation, molecular function: metalloendopeptidase activity. NCBI's taxonomy places the organism in Eukaryota, Metazoa, Chordata, Lepidosauria, Squamata, Phrynosomatidae. The transcript is spliced from 16 exons. The coding region runs from base 1 to 2160 and encodes 719 amino acids. The record is from RefSeq and is a predicted model, not a curated record. Gene Ontology annotation, cellular component: plasma membrane. Gene Ontology annotation, biological process: membrane protein ectodomain proteolysis; Notch signaling pathway.